UCUCCCUUCUCCUCUCAACUCGCUCGCUCGCUCUGCCAUGGCUACCUUCGACGAAGAAACCGCCAAGAAGUUGGUAACACAGGUGGAGUUCUACUUCAGUGAUAGUAAUCUACCCAGAGACGGUUUCCUCAGAAAGGAAGUCUCCAAGAGCAAAGAUGGUUUGGUUAGUCUGCCUCUGGUUUGUUCCUUCUCUCGUAUGAGGAACCUCCUUGGCCUCGGCAACACCAAACGGGAAGACAUCCCUGAGAGAAUCGUGGAGGAAGUAGCUAAUCUCUUGCGGGCUUCUGAGUUUCUUAAAGUUUCCGACAAUGGGCAAAGGAUCGGUAGAGGAACAAAACUCUGUAAGUUGGACAAGGUGCUUGAACAAGUACACAGAAGAACCAUUGCAGCAUCGCCUUUUGAGUAUUACAUAAAGAUGGAGGAUGUAGCAUCUUUCUUCUCACAGUAUGCCAAGGUGAACAGUGUGAGGCUACCUCACCACAUUGGAGAUAAGCAAUACUUUUGUGGCACUGCGUUGGUUGAAUUAUCGUCUGAGGAAGAAGCUGAAGAUGUUUUGAGGCAGAGCUUGGUCUAUUCCGGCGCUGAACUAGUAUUAGUACCAAAGAGUGAUUUUGACCGUCAAAGAGAAAAUAUGAUCCAGAAACUCGGAAAUUCAGAGUCAAGUCUUUCAGAUUCCUCCCAUAAAGAGUUCCAAAGAGGUCAGCUUGUCAAGUUUACACUGAAAACAAUAGCCAACGGAGGAGUGGUGAUAAAUAAAGAAAAUCCCAAGAAUCUAGAAAAUGAAAUCAGUGGGAAGGAAGACAGUGCUGAGAAAGUGGAAAGAGGGGAUUUGGUGGCAGAUAAAGAAAGUGACAGCACUGAUCAACUUGUUGUUCCUCCUCCGUGGGAAAACAUUGAUAAUGAGGUUCUCAAGGAUGUUUUCCGAAGAUUUGGCAGCGUUAAGCACAUAGAGUUCUCUGGUGGUGGAUCGGAUUCGGGUUACGUUUGUUUUAUAGAUUCAGAAACAGCUUUGAAAGCCCGUUCUGCGGUGGAGUUUGUUGGAGGUUUAGUUGUGAAGAAUAAAUUCUCAGUUUCCUUAGAAGCAGUGAAUGGGGAGAUAGAGGGAGAGGUGUGGAAAAGACUAUCAUCAGGGGGAGGGAAAGAAGAAGAUGACAAGAUGGAGAAAAGCAAAGGCAAGUGCUCUGAGGCCACUCAACCGCACAAGAAGGCUCGAAAGGAACGCUAGUUAAAAACUUAUGCCCUACACUUAUGCUGGGAUGCACCAAUGACAAUAUAUUUUACCUAAAGUUUAGCUGAUUCUCUCCACAAAACAGACAUUGCUCCACUUGACAAAAUUAACUACUCGUCCAUUAGCAGUUUUGUUAGUCAACCUUCUUUGGGAUCGUAUCGUUAACACAUUGUCAAGAAGGCUCGAAAAGAGCACGCUAGUUAAUUACACUUAUGUUUGGAUGCACCAGUGACAUGAUAUAUUUUUCUGAAGUUUAGCUGAUUCGACAAAA
Brassica oleracea var. oleracea is the source of this 1499-nucleotide messenger RNA. RefSeq names its product la protein 2. Gene Ontology annotation, biological process: RNA processing. Lineage: Eukaryota; Viridiplantae; Streptophyta; Magnoliopsida; Brassicales; Brassicaceae. Bases 38 to 1225 code for a protein of 395 amino acids. The transcript is spliced from 11 exons. The record is from RefSeq and is a predicted model, not a curated record. Gene Ontology annotation, molecular function: mRNA binding. Gene Ontology annotation, cellular component: nucleus.